GCCGGUGACGAAGCAGCCGAACAACGCGAUACACGAAACGUCGUUACGUCGCCCGGUUGGUAGUCGGAGAGAGAACGCGACAGCGAAGGGAGCGAGAGAGAGAGAGAGAGAGAGAGAAAGAGAGAGAGAAGAGGAAGGAGGAACGAACGAACGAAAGCAUCGGUCGAAGGCACACAACUGUACGAGUAACGUGCGAGAGAGCAUCGACUGUAGGACGCUCUUGAACACGAACCGCACGCGUCCGACGGAGACUAGAGAGCAGUGGGGAUAUCGAGAAGGCCAUUUUCGUUGCCGGUGUGCGCGAUACGACAUUACAACACACGCAGCCCCGCGUGCGUUUCCAGUGUGAGGAGAAACGAGCGACUGACUACCACUCCGCAUUUAUCGUCGGGACCGUACGUCCGCGAGAAAAAGGACCGUAGUGAAGCAACUUACGAAUCAUCGAAAACGAGCCGACUGCAUUACCUUCGCGCUGUGCGUCGGUGUUCUUGAAUUCUUCAUUUUUUUACGCGUACUACGUAAUCGGUCGUCGUGAUCACGUCGCUGCUGCGUCGCGGUUUGUCGUGUCGGUGGAAGUUAUUUCAUUCUCGCCAUCCUCAACGUUGUGUCGCCAUCGUUGGCGUCGUCAUCGUCGUCGCCGCGUGCGUACUAUUAUCGUAGUUCCUCGAUCAUCGUCGUCAGAGCGGCGCGAACCGUUCCGCAGGACGUUCCGCUCGUUUGUUCGAUAAAGAAGGGACGACGGAGCAGAGAAGAAAUCGACGCCAGCGUCGUACACUGUGAAUAACAGCAGCGUGGACUCUGUCGCGACGUUUCCAGCGAGCGUCAUCGUCCAACGUCUUGAUCAGUGUUGCACGAGAUUUACAGUCGAGCAAAAUGCCGACGAGUUUAUUCAGCGAGAUGGACCGUGGCACGAACGGCGGCGGCGCCGGUGCCAUCGAGGAUCAACGCGCUCUUCAGCUCGCCUUCGAGCUCUCGAUGCUCGGCCUGGAGGGCUCAUCAGGAUGCCCCGGCGCCGGUACCGGCAACGGCACCACCAAUGAUCCGGAUCCACUGCAAAACACGCCUGCUGUCUUCGAGGAGGCGCGUUCUAAGAAGAGCCAGAACAUGACCGAGUGCGUGCCGGUGCCCAGCAGCGAACACGUGGCGGAGAUCGUCGGCCGACAGGGCUGCAAGAUCAAAGCAUUGCGAGCGAAAACGAAUACGUACAUCAAGACACCAGUGCGCGGCGAGGAGCCGGUGUUCGUCGUCACAGGACGCAAGGAGGACGUGGCCCGUGCGAAGCGUGAGAUCCUCUCCGCCGCGGAGCACUUUUCGCAAAUUCGCGCGUCGCGCAAAAGCUCGCUGGGUGCACUUUUGGGCGCGCCGCCAGGACCACCGACGACUGUGCCCGGUCACAUAACGAUCCAGGUGCGUGUACCCUACAGAGUAGUGGGCCUCGUUGUCGGGCCCAAGGGAGCGACUAUCAAGCGUAUUCAGCAUCAGACGCAUACUUACAUCGUGACGCCCAGCCGCGACAAGGAGCCCGUAUUUGAGGUGACGGGUCUGCCGGAAAGUGUGGAGGCGGCCAGACGCGAGAUACAGGCGCAUAUCACCCUGCGCACCGGUACGGCGCCCGGCGUCGUUGACGAGACUGAUUUGUUGGGUGCUCUGUGCCGCGGCGGACUCGGUUCGGUUCUCGGUAUUCAGGGUAUGGAUCAACCGGGCUCCAACAGCUCCACCAGCUCCAACGGUGCGUUCUCAAGCAGCGGCAGCUGCAGUAGCUCAUCUAGCAGCUCCGGCGGCAUCGGACUGAACGACAUCGUCGCUAUCUGGGGUGCCGGUCUGGAGAGAGAUGAGGGACUGGGAGAGUCGCCGUCUUUUGAGUCACAACCAGCGCCGGCAUCGUCCAUCUGGUCGUUCCCCAGCGUAGCGCUACCCUCGAGACCAUCGCCGCCGACGACGGCGAGCCCGGCAUCACCCACGGAUUCGCUCCUCGGUGGCGCGCGACGCGAGUGUGUCGUAUGCGCUGAGAAGGAAGUCACCGCCGCGCUCGUGCCCUGCGGACACAAUCUCUUCUGCAUGGACUGCGGUAACCAGGUCUGCGAGAACCAAGAGCCGGCCUGUCCGGUCUGCAGCCGGCCUGUCCUGCAAGUGCUCCGUAUAUUCUCCUAAGAGGGGCCCCCGUCGAGCCGCCCGUCAGUCUCCCCGUGUCGCGACACCCGGUGUAUUACACAGCAACUCAUCUUCUAUCGCUCCACGAGCAAGGCCGGCUAACGAUUGUUCCACGACGGCGGGAGGUCGGAGGACAACAUCGGCGCCCGCGACGCCAACGGCAGUGAUCCACGCGAGGAUCCUCACGGAGCGUCGUCCCCGGGGCCGGCUUGUCUCUUCGCUGUCAUCAUCAUCGGCCUCGUCGUCGUCGUCGUCGUCGUCGUCGUCGUCGUCGUUGUUGUCAUCGUCCUUCCAGUGCCGGUGUGACGUUCAUCGUUGUUGUCGUCGUCAGGGGACCGAACGCGCACAAUGUCUCAAUUCCACGGCUGCCAAUAAUCUCUUUUACGCGACGGGAAUUCGCCUCGGCGAAUCGCGCCCACGGGCCGAUCGUCGGAUCCGUCGAGUUCCCGCUGACCGGAUACAACGAAACCAGCUUUUAAGUUCUACGAGAUAUAUAUUUAAAGAAAGAGAGAGAAAGAGACAGAGACAGAGACAGAGAUGGAAACAACACUCACCCACCGUCAUCGGCCGCAUCUCCUACCCCCUUCCUCUUCGCCUCAUAUUCACCAUCUCGUCUGCAUUUCCCCCUUCCCGUCCCUCAUACACACAUAUGUACACACACACUCCUUGAGGCUUCUAUAGAUUGGGCUCGCGGCUCGUCGAGUAUUCUCUAAUAAACCACAAGGUAUGACAGUACGAAAGAAUACCGAAGGAGAGAGCACUUCCUUUGUGAGUACUGUUCGGACUGACGUGCGAGAAAAAGAGCCUCUCUGUCGCCCGCAAAAGAUCGACGCUGCGAUACUCUGCGACUGAUAUUAUUAGUAGCGAGAUUGAUAAUUACCGAGACGCUACUCUGUUUUUCCCUUUUCUGCGCGGUGGCCGCGGUCCGAACGUUGAGAUUAAUCGAGUCGCGGACCGACCGGCCCCCGCCGAAUCUUUGACCACACUUGACAUUCUCGGUUUUACCAUUUUUUAAAGACUCUGCUCGUUCCUGAGAUUUCUUUGAGUCGAACGUUUGCUGGGAACGGAGGCUGCUUAUUUAGCAUGAUGGAUAUUAGAGCUUUCACGACUUUCUUCCCCUUUUUAGUAACUCUGACUGAAUAACUGACCAUGUUUGAAUCAACCCCCCAAAAUGAAACUUUCGACUUUCUGAUUGCUCAUAAGCUUCUCGUAACGUUCGGUCAAAGCAUGCAUCUGUCUCGUAUCUUCGAUUGUCAGUACUUUCAAUCGGUGAUAACUGAGAGAGAUACAAAUCUAACGUUUUUUUAUUUGUCUCUAAUCUUACGAUGCUUGUUUCUGCGUCAAAGAAAGGCUAGAUGAAAUAUCAUCUCGAUAAUUUCACGACAAUUGCGCACUGGGCAACUUUACUAUCCUCGCGAAACAUACAUUCUCAUGUAUUACUCUUGUUUUUAUUUAAGAAAAAAAGGAAUAUAAUAAUUCUGAUCUCAGCGUUUACACGGGAACGCGCAUAGAAAGUGUUAAGUUCUUAUCAUCGAUCCGGAAAGGAGUUUUCCGUUGCUGAGUGUACAAUUACGAACUCGACGAACCUGCGAGCUGCGGUCGCGAGUGCGACACUGAAGAUUACCGAGAAUUACUCACACCUACACGUACACGACACACACACACGCAAAUACACACUGAUAGAUGAUCUCGCACAGACAUCCUACACGUGAAAAAGAGAGGGAAAAGAAGAGAGGGUCACGGGCCCCUCGAUUCGCCACGAAAUCAUGUAGCGAUAUAUAGCGGACGGUGCGUUCGUUCCACCCGGCUUCCCUCGCUAUUAGAGUAUUAUCUUAAAAUAAUAUCUUUAUAUAAGCGAAAAAUAGCAAUCGAAAUAAUGAUAACUUUAAUAAUAUAUUAUAUAUAUAUAUAAAUAUAAACAUAAAUAUAUACAUAAAUAUAUUAUGUCAGGAAGUCUGAUAGAAUGUGAGCGAAUGAGAAGAUGAUAGAAUGCGGAAAUGUGAAUGAAAGAGAGAGAGUGAAAGAGAAAUAUAGGCGGCGAAUGAUAUUUUAUCGACGAGAUUUAGAUUUUGUAUUUUUCGCGAUUUCGCCGAUGGGACGACGGGUGGUCUUGGGUCGUAACGCCGUAGAGAGAAAAAAAAAGAGUUAUUUAAGAAUGCGUUACGGCGAGAAAAUGGAAAAUCGCAGAGAGAUAUGCGGACAAAAAAAGAAGAGAAUAGAGCACAAUGCGUAAGUCGAGGGGCCGCGCGUCCGCUCUUAGGUAGGAAGAACGAGCGCAAAAGGAAAAAAAAAAAACAGGUCAGUCGAUGCGCCAGCGGCUCGCGCAAGUGUAUUUUUCGACUAGUAAUAAUCAAGUAGAUUGCUUAAACGCUCGAUUAAACGAUACUCGUUUCACGUAGGGAUCGACGAUGCAUACGUAAUGUCUUUUUCCUGUUUUUGUUGGAGAGCAUAAUCACAUUAUCACUAUAUUAUCAUACAUUAACCCUUUCCGGUCGUGAGAUUCCAUUUGGAGUGAAUAAUUUUCAGUUUACAAUAUGCUUUUUCUAUAAAUUCCGUGCGUCUUUACAUAGCAUACAUAGGUUUGUAGUUCUGACUUUUAUCAUAGCGAUACAUUACAGUUUUCAACUGCAAUUUUCAACAUUCAAUGUUUAAUUAAAUUAGCAUCAGCAUGUAGCGGCGUGGUAAGUGAAAAUUUCAUCUCCGUGGAAAAGAAAAAAAUAUGAACCGGAAAGAGUUAAUAUACAUAAAUGUGUGUGUGUGUGUGUGUGUGUAUGUGCGCGCAAUCGAGUGUGCUAAUGAUGUCCGAUACGUUCGCAUUCGCGAGGAUACCUUACGGCGCAUGACUUACCUAUGUUUUUUAUAUAUAUAUUAUUUACGCGAACAUGAAGCAUUGAGUGAAAAAUUAAUUGAAUAAAAUCAUUCUUAAAUAUUGCAGAGAAACUUGAUCAUUGAAUUUAAACGCAUCGGACACAUUAACGCACGCGACUGUAAUGUAUGGAUGUAUAUCGCACAUUUGUUAUAUAUAUAUAUAUCUGUAUAUAUAUAUAUCUAUAUCUAUUUCAUUCUAUAUGCAUAUACAACGUCAUUCUGUACCGCUUCCUCUCGAGGAUCGCCGGAAGGAAGGACGAGGACGCAUCUCUCAUUACUUUCGAAGACAGGCGGAAGACAUCGUCCUCCCUCCCCCGUUCUCGUGGACGAGCAUUGUGCUUUCGCAAGGGUGAUCGCAGGGCUCCCCUCCGUUAGGCGCAAGGAUGCAAAACCACGACGUUCGUUCUGCGUGGACGAGAGGAAGCUCGGUACGUGUCCCUACGGUCCGUAAUCUGCGUGUAAUCUCGUUUUCGAAGAAAGACGAAAAGAGGGGAAGCUAAUCAAACGGGACCCUCGCAACGAGAGGUCCCAAAAUGCGCGUGAUAGGAGAGAACGAUAGCUCCAGAUUUUUAAAUCGAACAACAAAAGGCGCGAUAGCACACGACACGUUUCGCUACUCGCGACGCUGCCGGGCGUCACGCGUGAUACCGAUAAUUUUGUAUUCUACGCCAUAAAGUUAAAUAGAGUCUAUCUUAUCGGUGUGUCGUAACUUAGAAGACAUUAUAACACAUGGGUGCGGCAAGCAGUUUUUUUUUUUUCGGAAAUCUAGCGUGCGGUAGCUGAACGUGUCAAAAACGUUAACAGCGGAAGAGAUAAAAUUCUUCCGCGUAUUUCCGUUUUCCCUCGCUUCGAUAUCGAGUUUAUUCCAUAAAGUUCCAUUUUCCUUUUCGGCCUCUGUCAUCGUCCCUUCGAUUUCUCCCUCCCACUUACCCCCCCCCCCUCCCUAUUUCCCCGGCGUCCUUCGUCGUUGUCUGCAUUUCUAUUUUUUAUUGUCGAAAGUUCUUGUCAAUCGUUGCCAUUUUUUAAACGAAUAUAUGCUCAAGUCGCAGCUCCGAAUAAGUCGAGGUAUAUUAUAAUACAUAUUACAUAUAUUAUAUAUAUAUAUAUAUAUAAAUAUAUAUAUUAUAUAUAUCUAAAUCGCCCAUCGUGAUGGGUGUUGGACGAUAAGAGAGAAUAUUUUUUCGAUCUUUUCGAAUAAGAGACUCGAUUCUUUAGUUUAGUUUUCUUUUAUUUUUUAAUUUUUAUCGCGCGAAACGAGGAUGUCUCCGUUCGCCGUGUGCUUCGCGUUUCGUGUUUCUCCACUCCAGUUCCUCUUAUAUUUCCCGUAUAUACCACGCGAUCUUCGUUCUGGACUCUUCUUUACACAUACAUAAACAAACACACUCACAUACACGAACGAACGAAGACUCGCGUUCUCACUCACGCAUUCACUCUGCACGAUUAAAUGCACGCUAAAAAUAAAUUCGCGUACGCACGAGCUUCGGGUGCGCGAAAGACAUACGCGAACAAUAUUUAUAUAUUAUUAUUUGUUACUUGUAUAUCUACACGUUUCACGGACACGAAGGGAAAUAAGCAUACACUUACAUACAUACGUAUACACUCACGCGAUAAUACACAAAAGACACGAUACACGGAUAACAAAAUCGUAUAUUUAUAUACUAUGAUAAUUGAGGAGAGAAAGAGAGAGAGAGAGAGAGAGAGAAAGAGAAAGAGAA
Messenger RNA from Linepithema humile (Argentine ant), 6734 nucleotides. RefSeq names its product RNA-binding protein MEX3B. The record is from RefSeq and is a predicted model, not a curated record. Lineage: Eukaryota; Metazoa; Arthropoda; Insecta; Hymenoptera; Formicidae. Gene Ontology annotation, molecular function: RNA binding.